AUGUACAGCUUCAUGGGUGGCGGCCUCUUCUGUGCAUGGGUGGGGACCAUCCUCCUGGUGGUGGCCACGGCAACAGACCACUGGAUGCAGUACCGGCUGUCAGGGUCCUUCGCUCACCAAGGCCUGUGGCGGUAUUGCCUGGGCCACAAGUGCUACCUGCAGACGGAGAGCAUUGCCUACUGGAAUGCCACCCGGGCCUUCAUGAUCCUGUCCGCUCUGUGCGCCACCUCGGGCAUCGUCAUGGGCAUCCUGGCCUUUGCGCAGCAGUCCGCCUUCACCCGCCUGUCGCGGCCCUUCUCCGCGGGCAUCAUGUUUUUUGCCUCCACCCUCUUCGUGCUGUUGGCCUUGGCCAUUUACACGGGAGUCACGGUCAGCUUCCUAGGCCGCCGCUUCGGGGACUGGCGCUUUUCCUGGUCUUACAUCCUGGGCUGGGUAGCCCUGCUCAUGACCUUCUUUGCAGGGAUUUUCUACAUGUGUGCCUACCGCAUGCAUGAGUGCCGGCGCCUGUCCACGCCCCGCUGAGCCCAACGUCAGCCCAGUUACAGUGAGGUCACUGGAGAGGAGGAGGGUCUGGAGGCCUGAAAUCCUGGUUCCUGGGGGGAUGUGGGGCUCAGUCCCAGACUCGGGGAAGGGGCCUCUGACUCCUGUGUCCUGAGGGGAAGGAAGAAGAACAGGGCCUGGCGACGGGCAGUGGAGGUGACCCAAUCCCCAA
Marmota monax (woodchuck) is the source of this 712-nucleotide messenger RNA. It is a transcript of the gene Lim2, whose product is annotated as lens intrinsic membrane protein 2. The record is from RefSeq and is a predicted model, not a curated record. Gene Ontology annotation, cellular component: plasma membrane. The coding region runs from base 1 to 522 and encodes 173 amino acids. Gene Ontology annotation, molecular function: structural constituent of eye lens. The transcript is spliced from 4 exons. Lineage: Eukaryota; Metazoa; Chordata; Mammalia; Rodentia; Sciuridae.